Molecule: messenger RNA, 2091 nt
Organism: Hordeum vulgare subsp. vulgare (domesticated barley)
Lineage: Eukaryota; Viridiplantae; Streptophyta; Magnoliopsida; Poales; Poaceae
Product: B3 domain-containing protein Os01g0234100-like
Exons: 10
Coding region: 120-1730 (536 amino acids)
Molecular function (GO): DNA binding
Source: RefSeq, a predicted model, not a curated record
GUACCAUUCCUUUCACCCCCUCUCUGCCGUCUCUUCACCUCGUCAGUCCCCCUCCUCGCCGCCAUUUUUGCCCGAAGCACCCCGAGCACCAGGACUCCACCAGCGCGGACGCGGAGGCGAUGGCGAUCGAACAAUCCCUCAAGAGGAAGAGAGGGAGGCCAGCAGGAGGAGGUUCCCCGUCUGCCAACAAGAGCCAGCGAGAUAAAAAGGUCAUGGAGCACAAGAUUGCACUGGUGCAUCGAAGGCUCGCCUUGCUUGACAGCGAAAGCGACAAGGAUGCUGACGUUCAGCCGACGGUCACAAUGGAUGAUAAGCUUGCUGCUGUUGUUGAUCAACAGCCUGUCAUUAUUAAAUGCGAGGAUAUAGAUGACGAGGACGAACAUGUUCCUUUGAGAAUUAUGCGGUCACCGAGGGCAGACAGUGAGCAAAAAAAACUGCUUGAUGUUUCUCAGACACACAAUGCUCAGGAUGCUGACACUGCUAAGAAGAAGGGAGGGAGGCUUGUCAACGCCAAGAGCAACAUGGGGCAGAAUUUGAAAUUGUCAAUACCAAGACGUACCUUGGUUGAGAGUGGCGGCAGUAACAGCAGAAGGAGCGACAUAGAUGAUGAUCUUGUGCCAAUGGUAGCUGCUGUUAAUUGCCAUAAGACAUGUGCAAGCGUUCAAGGUAAAUUUGGGUCUGCCAUGGAGAGAGCUAAGGAGGUACUGCUAAAGUUACCAGCUGAACAUCCUAGCUUUGUCAAGCAUAUGCUACAUUCACAUGUUGUUCAGGGUUUUUGGCUGGGUCUACCAUCUAACUUCUGCAACAAGCAUCUUCCAAAGGAGGACACUACUAUUGUGCUAGAAGAUGAGGAUAGGCACAAUUAUGAUGCAAAAUAUCUAGGUGCCAAGCAAGGACUUAGUGCUGGUUGGAGAGGUUUUGCGAUUAAUCAUGAUAUUAAGGUCGGAGAUGUUGUAGUAUUUCAACUUGUCAGUUCAGCAAAGUUUAAGGUCUAUAUAUUGAGAGCGAACAACUUCACUACAACUGAUGGAGCACUUGGUCUCCUGUGUUUGGAAGCAGGCAAGGAGAAGAUAUUGAAAGAAAGUUCCAAUGAUGUCAAACCUAAGGAGAAUCGAAAGGUUCAGAGUGAUAGCAGUAACCCAGCCAGUGACUCAAUAAUUGAUGGCAUCAGAUUUUCAGAUACAGCCAUCGAUUUCGAUCAUGUGAAAAAUUUCAGCAACUUCAACAUCAUCGUAGACGGUCUGGUCAUCGACUGCAAGUUUCCUGACCACCUACGCAGGACGUACUAUGAGCUGUGCUGUGCUCGGGAGUCGUUCCUUCACAAGGAUCUGCUCAAACAGAUAAACCUCACACUUGCCGUGGGAGUGAUCAUGGAGACUAUCAACAUCGCGGAGGGUAUCAGGGCCGCGAGCGCUUCUUCCCACCAAGACUUUCUGGUCUGGAAGAAGACCUUGGAGGCCUUUCAGUUCCUGGGCAUGAAUGUCGAGUUCCUGCUCAAACGAAUCGAUGAUCUCCUUGGCCUCCCUGCUCGACCUAGAGACCCUGCUGGGCAUGAAGAGAAGAAAGAGAUAAAACUGGAGCAUGCACGUGCCAAAGCGAAAAUGAAGGAGCUCGAGUCCAGAAUGUCAAGUGUGAAGGACACUCUGAAGAAGAUGGACGUGGAGAUGAAGGAGUUAGAGUCCAGCGCGAAGAGGACGGAGGAGAUGCGGUUAGCAACCGCACCGUGGUAGCAGUAUGCUCGCAGCUUCGGUUUCUACCGCAGGCGGACGACAUUUUGGGCGACAUGGCCGUUCGGUAUGCAGAGGCAGAUGAUGCACUGGAUGGGGUCUAGCUUUGCAGAAGAUUAGAACUGCAUUGUAGCGGCAACAUUUAGUUUCAGAGUAACCACUUUUUGUAUAAAUGCAACUCGAGAGGAGUUAUCUGUGUGUCAUCUAGGUUACACUUCUUGUACAGCAACUACGAUGCUGUUUUUUGUGUACACAUCAAGUGUUGUAACCUAUCCCCAUCCCAUCCCCCCUAUGUAAAUUGUGCGGGACUGCACUGUGACGGUGCUGAAACUGGAAGGAAGAGAGAUGCAGUCUGGUUUGAGUA